AUGACCGUUGGCCACAAGAGCAAGAACAAGAGCAAGAGCAAGAGCCAGGCAAACUACUAUACCAAUCUUGAUGAGGUGUCCGGGCAGGUCUUGCUGUCCCUAACGGCUCAAGAGACUAUUGCAGCGAUCACUGUGAAAUUGGAAGGUGAAAGUCGCACUCGGCUUGCUGGAGCAUAUGGCGUUCCUGGAACGUAUGAUCCGUACGCUCGGAACCAGACCCAGUUAGAGGUCCACAAGUUGUUGUAUAAGAUACAAACGGUGUUUCCUUCGCGAGAUGUUGCGGCCGCAGGCUCCAAGAAUCAAUACACUUUACCGCCCGGCCAGUACUCCUAUCCAUUCAAAUUCAAGAUCCCAUUCAAUAAUGAUUGCAUCAAUAACAAUUCCGUCCUUGCCAAUCUCAGCUCCAUGCGUAUUGACAUGUAUCAAGGCUCAAACGGACAUGUGAAGAAGACGCUCCCACCGACUUUAGGGGGCAUGCCGGGAGAGGCAGAAAUACAAUACUAUGUUAAAGCUACUGUCCAAAGGCCUGCUUUCUACAAAGAGAAUUGGAGAUACAACACAAAUUUCUUAUUCUUUCCAAUUGAGCCUCCAAGGCCGGCUCCGAAUAGAAGGGAAUCUUUCGCUCGUGUGCAACAUCAAUUUGCACCACCCAUCGAUACCCUCGAGAAGCCGAGUCUGUUUCGCAAACAAUCUACAUCCGGUCAAACUCCCAACAUCACGCCGCCAAGUGUGUCUAUUGAGGGUCGCCUCCCAGACCCUGCCAUCAUAACGUGUAAUGAUGCAUUACCACUGAGGAUUCUUAUCAACAGGCUGAAUGAUUCUCCCGCUUCCCUAUUCCUAGAGAUGUUGCAUGUCGAACUAUUGGCUUUUUCGACCAUCCGAGCUCAUACUCUGCGGAGGAACGAGAUCUCAAGCUGGACAAUUUUGAGCACGAGCAAUAUGCAUAAAUCGCUCGAUGAAACAAGCGGCAAUGAGAAAGGUGGUACUAACGUUCUAGAAGUUCCGCCAAGUUUAUGGAACCAGCGUACCCUUCCAAAUAACGUCUCACCGACCUUUCACACCUGUAACAUCUCCCGCAGCUAUGGCUUACACAUCAAAGUUGGACUGUCCUGGGGUGUUGGGAACAAGAAAAAUGUUAGAUCUCAACAACCUAUGAUUGCUUUAAAUUCUGCUGACACUCAUUUUCAGCCCGAGUUGAACGUCCAAAUGUUACGUAUGCCGUGUCAGGUCUACUCUGGAGUUGCUCCCCCAGAAGCUCUGCUGGAAGCAAUGUCUCACCGUCCAGAGGAGCCACCUCCACCAAUGCCGGCACGUCCGCCGACCCAGACCGGGGGUGUCACUGGCUCAGGACCGACCCAGACCACAGAUCAUAUUGAGCCCUCACCAGAGGACAUACCACCCGAUGCUCCACCAAGUUACGAGGAUGCGAUUGCGGAAGAUAUGGCACCCGUCGAUGGCCCAAGGCGAGAUUAUCAGCAGAAUCCGCCAUCGGCAGGGGGAAAUGAGAAAAGCCGACGGCUCUUUGACGAGGACACGCAUUAG
This is a messenger RNA of Bacidia gigantensis, 1542 nucleotides long. RefSeq lists its product as uncharacterized. The coding region runs from base 1 to 1542 and encodes 513 amino acids. The transcript has 4 exons. Gene Ontology annotation, cellular component: cytoplasm; cytosol; plasma membrane. Gene Ontology annotation, biological process: ubiquitin-dependent endocytosis. Lineage: Eukaryota; Fungi; Ascomycota; Lecanoromycetes; Lecanorales; Ramalinaceae. Gene Ontology annotation, molecular function: protein-macromolecule adaptor activity; ubiquitin protein ligase binding. The record is from RefSeq and is a predicted model, not a curated record.